AUGUUCACUUUGCGGGCAGCAGUUAUGUGGACUGUGAAUGUUUUUCUAGCAUAUGCAAUGGUUUCUGGGUGGAGCACAAAGGGUUAUAUGGCAUGUCCUAUAUGCAAGGAAGAUGUAACUUCUGGUUGGCACGCUGGAAAAGUUUGUUACCUUGGCCAUCGGCGAUGGUUGCCAUGGGACCACGAGUGGCAGGAAAAAGAUAAAGAGUUCGACGGGAACACAGAGCAUCGCCUCAGACCUAGAGAAUGGUCCGGUGAUGAGAUCUUUGAAUAG
This is a messenger RNA of Prunus armeniaca (apricot), 273 nucleotides long. Lineage: Eukaryota; Viridiplantae; Streptophyta; Magnoliopsida; Rosales; Rosaceae. The record is from the annotation of a GenBank genome assembly.